Molecule: messenger RNA, 231 nt
Organism: Drepanopeziza brunnea f. sp. 'multigermtubi' MB_m1
Lineage: Eukaryota; Fungi; Ascomycota; Leotiomycetes; Helotiales; Drepanopezizaceae
Source: RefSeq, a predicted model, not a curated record
AUGUGUUAUAUCGUUGUCGAAAGAUAUUCAGUCUGUCGGUGCCUUUACUACAAGCACAGUAUCGAUAGAUGUGCUUCAUAUGGUCAACAAGGACAUAAGAUUCAAGAGCGGACUGUCUUGCAUCAAGUUCUCGCGACGGCUACUCGGACUCAGGCUAUGGCACAGCAAGCCAUUCCUCAUGUCAACGCUCUUCCCGAAGACAGCAUAGAUGAAACGUACCGUCUUCGAUAA